Serpula lacrymans var. lacrymans S7.9 is the source of this 552-nucleotide messenger RNA. RefSeq lists its product as uncharacterized. The record is from RefSeq and is a predicted model, not a curated record. Gene Ontology annotation, molecular function: DNA binding. The transcript has 2 exons. The annotation marks the transcript as partial. Lineage: Eukaryota; Fungi; Basidiomycota; Agaricomycetes; Boletales; Serpulaceae. Gene Ontology annotation, cellular component: nucleus.
GUCCAGGAUUUUUUUGAGAAGCUUGACAAGGUCUUGAAGGAGAAUGAGAUUCCAUGGGAGAACGUGUAUAAUAUGGAUGAAAAGGGGAUCCAGCUUGGAGGCGGUCGAAAGUCAAAUGGCCACCAUUUUUUCUUCUCUCGUGAUGGCCGACAAAACUACAAGAUCCAUGGCGGUACCCUGGAGCUUGUAACAGUAAUAGAAUGUAUUUCUGCAGUCAGUAGCAGCAUCCCCCCUAAAUUUAUCUUUGCAGGAAUGACAGUUGAUCCAGAAUCAUGCGAUGUUCACCCCAACAUUUUCUUAACUACAUCAGAAAAUGGAUGGAGUAACGACUUCCUUUGCACUGAGUGGUUUCGAAAAACAUUUAUUCCACAGACACGCGCUCAAAACCAAACUGGCAAGCCCAUCCUCCUCAUCUGCGACGGCCAUGGGUCUCACAUGACUGUGAACAUGAUUGAGCUCACGGUGGAGAAUCAAAUCCACCUGCUUUGUCUUCCUCCGCACACCACCCACCGCCUCCAACCUCUCGAUGUUGGUGUAUUUGGUCCCAUGUAA